Entamoeba invadens IP1 is the source of this 588-nucleotide messenger RNA. RefSeq lists its product as hypothetical. The record is from RefSeq and is a predicted model, not a curated record. Bases 1 to 588 code for a protein of 195 amino acids. The transcript has a single exon. NCBI's taxonomy places the organism in Eukaryota, Evosea, Mastigamoebida, Endamoebidae.
AUGUUCUUUAUAGCGUUGCUCUAUGCAGUUUCGAAGAGUCAAGAAAUAGUUUACUCUGAUGGGAAAUAUAACUGGGAAUUGAAUGACUCUGCUAUGCUUAAUAUAUACGAGUACACCCUCUCUGAUAAUAAGAAGUGGUUUGGUGCUGAUCUGCAACAAUACGACACUCUUAAGUUCAAUGGAAAUGCUAAUACCAUUGACUUGGACUUGUUCUGUCUUGACAUGCAAACGAGUGCGCCGUAUGAUUAUGUGAUGAUGAAAAUAAGGAUGUUGCCCACUAAUUAUCGAGGAGAUGAUAAUGUCGACUCUGGACUGAUUACUAAGAUAUACAACAACCAGACUACUUGUCUAAAAAUGAAUUCUAAAGAGUUCCCAACACAGUGUCAAAGUGUAGUCAAGUACUUGUCAAUUCAAAUCUACCAACAAUUCUCGCAGAAAUACACCUUCUAUUUCAAUGAUGUCAAAUUCAUUAAGAAUCCAGUCGCAGUGGAAGACUCAAUUUACAGCUCACAAUUUUCAGAAGAACUCAAUGAAGUCAGUGGCUCUUUAGUCGCUUUUGUUGCCCUCUUCCUUUUCUUCCUCCUCUGA